UAGUUUCUUUACGCAGGGACUCAGCGGUUCAAAACGGCGUUGCUUCAAAAUAAAACUACAAUACCUCAAAGCCACCUUCGAAAGGCGGGGACAGGACUUGCAAGACUUGCCGGGAUUUUAAGGACAAGUGUGCAUGCUUGUGGUGUGUAGAAGAGCAAAGCUUCCUGCUGACCACCUGUCUGUGCAAACAGAGCGCUCAUCAUCAUCAUGUCCUCAGAGAGCAACUUGGAUGAUGAGGAUACCUUCAAGAUCUUGAUUGCUACAGAUAUUCACCUCGGCUACCUUGAGAAGGAUGCCAUCCGUGGAGGUGACUCUUAUAACACACUCGAUGAGAUCCUGAAAUGUGCCAAGACAAACCAGGUAGAUUUCAUCCUGCUGGGUGGUGAUUUGUUUCAUGAAAACAAGCCGACACGCCGAUGCCUUCACAACUGCAUCACGAUGCUGAGACGAUACUGCAUGGGGGACACACCCAUCCACUUUAACGUUGUCAGUGACCAGACUGUCAACUUCAACACCACCCAGUUCCCCUGGGUGAACUAUCAGGAUGAAAACUUGAACAUCUCGAUUCCUGUGUUCAGUAUUCAUGGUAAUCAUGACGACCCAACUGGGGCUGAAGGUUUGUGUGCGUUGGAUCUGCUCAGUGCCUCUGGUCUUGUCAAUCACUUUGGUCACUCACACUCAGUGGAGAGGAUUGAAAUGAGUCCUGUCCUCAUGCAGAAAGGCAGCACAAAGCUGGCCUUAUAUGGUCUUGGCUCUAUCCCAGAUGAGCGCUUGUACAGGAUGUUUGUCAACAACCAGGUGACUAUGCUUCGGCCCAAAGAAGAUCAAGAUGAUUGGUUUAACCUCUUCGCCAUCCACCAGAACAGGAGUAAACAUGGACCCACUAACUACAUUCCUGAGCAGUUCCUGGAUGAGUUUCUCGACUUGGUGGUGUGGGGUCACGAGCACGAAUGUUUGAUAACACCAACUAGAAACGAACAGCAGCUCUUCUAUGUGACACAGCCCGGCAGCUCUGUAGCCACCUCUCUGUCCCCUGGAGAGGCAACUAAGAAGCACAUAGGGCUCCUGAGGGUGAAAGGUCGUAAGAUGAACCUCCAGAAGAUCCCGUUAAAGACGGUGCGUCAGUUCUUCAUCCAGGAUGUGGUUCUGGCUGAUUAUCAGGACCUCUUCACGCCUGAAACACCCCAGGUCACAAAGAAAGUGGAGAACCUUUGCUAUGCAAAGGUCACAGAGAUGUUAGAAGAAGCUGAAAGAGAAAGACUUGGGUGUCCACUCACUCCAGAGAAACCUCUGAUUCGCCUGAGGGUGGACUACAGUGGGGGCUUUGAGGCGUUUAAUACUGCACGCUUCAGUCAGAAGUUUGUGGAACGUGUAGCCAACCCAAAAGACCUCAUUCAUUUUCUCAGACGGCGCGAGCAAAAGGAGGACAUUAAAGAUGAGGUCAAUGUUGACUACAGCAAAAUAUUGAAAACCACAGCAGUAGAGGGGCUGAGAGUGGAGGAUCUGGUUAAACAGUACUUUGAGGCAGCUGAACAGAAGGUGCAGCUGUCCCUUCUGACCGAGCAGGGCAUGGGCAAGGCCAUUCAGGAGUUUGUCGACAAAGACGAGAAAGAUGCCAUCGAAGAGCUGAUCACGUAUCAGUUAGAGAAGACACAGCGCCACCUCCAAGCCAGAGGAGUUACCACAGAGCAGGAUAUAGACACCGAGAUCAGAAAAUUCAGAGACUCCAAAAAGAACACGACUGAGGAAGAAAAUGAAAUCAAAGAAGCCAUCAACAGAGCCAAAGCUCACCGUUUGGAGCGUGGCGAUGAUCCUCUAGAUCAGGCAACAUUAGAUGACCUUGCUGAUGUUAAUAUGGACUCUGAUGAAGACUCAUUCUCGCCCCCUGCUCCUACACGAGGCAGAGGGAGAGGGAGCAGAGGGCGGGGGAGUCGGGGAAGGGGCAGAGGUGCAGCAGCUUCUGAACCAAAGCCAGCCAGUCGAGGUCGCUCCACAAAAUCCUCAGCACCAACACAAAGUAGAAGCAUUAUGCAAGCGUUUCAAGCUACAUCCCAGAGAUCAUCUCGGGCCAAAGUUUCCACAUCUUACAAAGAAGAGGAUCUGACCAUUGAAGACUCGGAUGAAGAUAUACCUGUGACGAAGACUACCAGACCCCCUGCGAGACCAGCAUCCUCAUCAUCGUCAUCCUUCACUAAGUACGGCUCUCAGAGCCAGAGCCAGUCAUCAAGAGGAGUUGCAUUUGAUGACAGUGAUGAUGAUGAUGACAAUCCAUUCAAAGGCCCAAGCCGUGGUUCCCGAAGAUAACCAGAAGAGCAUCCAAACAUCCAAACAAGGGAUUUGUUCUCCCUGUCUUCACAAUGGUUCAUGAAGUUGAUCAGCUGCUGUUGCUUCUGAUAAAACUGUCUAAUCAGUCUACUCUGGUGGAAGGGUUUGCUAAAUGCUAGAGUAAAGCUUGGUUGCGAUGGCUUUGAAACUAGACUUGCUUCUGGUGAGUGCAGCCACUUUAACCUACCAACAGGUGGCGCACAUGCUGCUGGGUUUGUCAUUGCCUGUUGUUGUUCACUGAUAUUCAGGAUAUAAUAAAUGUUUCUCUUAUACAAC
Molecule: messenger RNA, 2601 nt
Organism: Notolabrus celidotus (New Zealand spotty)
Lineage: Eukaryota; Metazoa; Chordata; Actinopteri; Labriformes; Labridae
Gene: mre11a
Product: MRE11 homolog A, double strand break repair nuclease
Exons: 20
Coding region: 208-2304 (698 amino acids)
Biological process (GO): mitochondrial double-strand break repair via homologous recombination; mitotic G2 DNA damage checkpoint signaling; double-strand break repair via nonhomologous end joining
Cellular component (GO): nucleus; Mre11 complex
Molecular function (GO): manganese ion binding; DNA endonuclease activity; 3'-5'-DNA exonuclease activity
Source: RefSeq, a predicted model, not a curated record